Messenger RNA from Arabidopsis thaliana (thale cress), 1999 nucleotides. RefSeq names its product rRNA-processing EFG1-like protein (DUF2361). Gene Ontology annotation, cellular component: nucleolus. Gene Ontology annotation, biological process: rRNA processing. NCBI's taxonomy places the organism in Eukaryota, Viridiplantae, Streptophyta, Magnoliopsida, Brassicales, Brassicaceae. The record is from RefSeq and is marked reviewed. The transcript is spliced from 8 exons. Bases 62 to 1039 code for a protein of 325 amino acids.
GAAACUUAAAACCUGUCUUUUGUUGGUGACUGCACACGGUUUGGUCAUCAUCACUUCGGCGAUGGCGCACGGCGGAUAUGCGAGGCGGAGAGUUGCAGAGCGGAAGACGACGGCAGGAACUAGUCGGAGAUCGAAAGGAUUGCGCGUGGAGAAAAAACCGAAGAAUUCCUCUCUCAAGAAUCAAAUUCGUUCCAUCGGUCGCAUGAUUCGUAAAGAUCUUCCUCCUGAAGUAAGAGAGGCUCUAGAAAAGAAGUUGGAUGAUCUGAAGAAGCAGCAAGAUAUCCAUUUCCGUCUUGCUUUUGAACGUAAAAUCUUCCUAAGGAACAGAAAGGUCAGAUUCUUCGAGCGGAGAAAGAUUGAAAGGAGUAUAAGACGUCUCGAGAAGCUACAUCGGAGUACAUCUGGUGGUUAUGUGCAAGAUGCAGAAAUAGGUGGGCAACUCAAUAGACUCAAAGAAGACCUUGAAUAUGUUAGGUUCUUCCCCAAGAAUGAGAAGUAUGUAUCGCUAUUUAGUGGAUCUGAUGAUUUACAAGUAUCUGAGCGGAGAAGUAAAUUGCGGAAGCAAAUCAAAGCCAACAUAAUUUUUGCUGCUGCCAGUGGGAAAGAGUUGGAAGAGACAGGGAGCGAAGAUGAUGCUCUUUUGGACCUGAGUGACGAUGACUUCUUUGUCAACGGAAGUUCAAGUGACGAAGCAGAUGCGGAUGAUGAGUGGACUGAUAAAAGCACAAAAGAGCCGGUUUCUAGUGCUUCUGGUAGAGCAACAUCGAGCAUGUCCAGUGACGAAAGAAAUCAGAAGCCAUACUCUACUAGGGUUUUAAUGCCACCACCACGGUCAAGGUUUGCAUCAACAUCUCGUCAGUAUUCAUCUGUGAAGAGGAAUGAGAUACCUUCCUCCAGCAACACUUCACAUAGAAGAAGCCAGUCUUCACAUGCUGCCACUAGUUCGCAUACAAGUCAGAGUAGCAACUUGAGUUCUAAUUCUGAUGCUCACAAACCCAAGAGGAAGAGAAGGCCUAAGAAGAAGAAGCUACAGGCGUGAACAAGGUCUCUCCCGCCAUGUCUGAGAAAACGAAGAAGCUCGUAACACAGUUCAUCAAUUCCAAAAGCUUCACUCAUUACUACGGCCUGUCUAGUCUUACAUCUUCUGAUUGGAUCUAAUGCGUAUAUAUAUGUUGCCAUGAAAGCAGAGAGGUAGGUGUCUGUUGUUUUUGGCUGAUGAAAUGAACCCUAAGCUUUGGGCAAAACGUAUUUCUCAUAUAAGAUAAGUUUUUUUUUUGUUUCUAUUGAUUUAUGUUCAUGUUGGCUUUGAUCGAAUUGUAUUAAUUAAUGGGAGUAAUCCAACCUCGACCAUCAAUAAUAUGAUCUAAGAACUAGUGAACCAAAAUAGAAAAUGGGUAUUGCUUGAAAAUCUCUUUGAUCAAUGAGAACGCAAAACAGAAUUGCUACAAAUAUAAAAACAACUCUUCAAUCUUCAUAACACUUUAAUUAAUGUAAUACACAUAACCAAAGAUUUAAGGACAACCUUUUGCCCUGUUUCUGAAACAAAAUGUAAUUAGGUUCCAGUUUCAUAUGCUUAAGACCAUUAAGCAUGUUUACAUUUGAAUUUUACCGAUGAGGUAAAUAAAGGCUAUGAAUUGGAUUCAAUCCAAUGAACAUAGAUCUUGCCCGAGAAACCCGACAACCCAAGCACAGACAGAGAUUUCUCUGAACCAAAAGAAACUCUAUUUUUCUUCAAGUUCUUUUGUGUCUCUGUUAGAUUUCUUGAAGAUAUAUCUCAUACACCACAGCCUAAACCUUUGGCUUCUGAUCCUUUCAUGAUCCUUAGUCUCUUGCACGUACAUAUGAACAUCCUGCAACAACAAACAGAACCCAUAAGAACACUUACAAAAUUGUUGUUUCUGAUUUUUGAUUUUGUGGAAAUUGUUUUCAGACAGGUAUAUGAAAGAAGACUUACUCCCAUGGAACAUCACCAAUGAGCAUCCAAUCACCAUCUUUGUCU